GAACCGAGCCGCGCCGAUAGCCAUCCGGCCCCGGCUCCGGCUCCGGUGCGCGACCCCGGCGGGCGGCGCGGCCCGGUGGGCCCUGCGGCGCUGCAGCCCAUGGAGCUCGAGAACAUCGUAGCGAACACGGUGCUACUCAAGGCCCGGGAAGGUGGUGGAGGAAAUCGUAAAGGCAAAAGCAAGAAAUGGCGGCAGAUGCUACAGUUCCCCCACAUCAGCCAGUGUGAAGAGCUUCGGCUUAGCCUGGAGCGUGACUACCACAGCUUAUGUGAAAGGCAGCCCAUAGGUCGCCUGCUGUUCCGGGAGUUCUGUGAGACACGUCCGGAGCUGACACGCUGCAUCGCCUUCCUUGAUGGGGUGGCUGAGUAUGAAGUGACCCCUGAUGAGAAGCGGAAGGCGUGUGGGCGGCGGUUAAUGCAGAAUUUCCUGAGCCACACGGGUCCUGACCUCAUCCCUGAGAUUCCCCGGCAGCUGGUGACAAACUGCACUCAGAGGUUGGAGCAGGGGCCCUGCAAAGACCUCUUCCAGGAGCUCACGCGGCUGACCCACGAAUACCUGAGUAUGGCCCCUUUUGCAGACUACCUCGACAGCAUCUACUUCAACCGUUUCCUGCAGUGGAAGUGGCUGGAAAGGCAGCCAGUGACCAAAAACACCUUCAGGCAGUACCGAGUCCUUGGCAAAGGAGGCUUUGGGGAGGUAUGUGCCUGCCAGGUUCGAGCAACAGGCAAGAUGUACGCCUGCAAGAAGCUAGAGAAGAAGCGCAUCAAGAAACGGAAAGGCGAGGCCAUGGCACUCAACGAGAAGCAGAUCCUGGAGAAAGUGAACAGUAGGUUUGUAGUGAGCCUGGCCUAUGCUUACGAGACCAAGGAUGCCCUCUGUCUGGUGCUGACACUGAUGAACGGGGGUGACCUCAAAUUCCACAUCUACCACAUGGGCCAGGCAGGCUUCCCUGAGGCGCGAGCUGUCUUCUACACUGCCGAGAUCUGCUGUGGCCUGGAGGAUCUGCACCGGGAGCGCAUCGUGUACAGGGACCUGAAGCCUGAGAACAUCCUCUUGGAUGACCACGGCCACAUCCGCAUCUCUGACCUGGGGCUUGCUGUACAUGUACCUGAAGGCCAGACCAUCAAAGGCCGAGUGGGCACUGUGGGCUACAUGGCUCCAGAGGUGGUGAAGAACGAACGGUACACAUUCAGUCCAGACUGGUGGGCACUUGGCUGCCUGCUGUACGAGAUGAUUGCGGGCCAGUCACCUUUCCAGCAGAGGAAGAAGAAAAUUAAGCGAGAAGAGGUGGAGCGGUUGGUGAAAGAAGUUCCCGAGGAGUACUCUGACCGCUUUUCCUCACAAGCCCGCUCACUCUGCUCCCAGCUCCUCUGCAAGGAUCCAGCCGAGCGUUUGGGCUGUCGUGGGGGCAGCGCCCGAGAGGUGAAGGAGCACCCCCUCUUUAAGAAGUUGAACUUCAAGCGUCUGGGAGCUGGCAUGCUGGAGCCGCCCUUCAAGCCUGAUCCCCAGGCCAUUUACUGCAAGGAUGUUCUGGACAUCGAGCAGUUCUCCACAGUGAAGGGGGUGGAGCUGGAGCCCACUGACCAAGACUUCUACCAGAAGUUUGCCACAGGCAGCGUACCCAUCCCUUGGCAAAACGAGAUGGUAGAGACCGAGUGCUUCCAGGAGCUGAAUGUCUUUGGGCUGGAUGGCACGGUGCCCCCAGACUUGGACUGGAAGGGCCAACCACCUGCACCCCCAAAGAAGGGCCUGCUACAGAGACUCUUCAGCCGCCAGGAUUGCUGCGGGAACUGCAGUGACAGUGAGGAAGAGCUCCCCACCCGUCUCGAGUUCCCCACCCACCUCUAGCCCCCAGUUUGAGCCCCCCAUCAGUGGUUGGCGGUAGCAGCUACUCCGAAUGCUGUUUACAGUUUUGCACAGUGGUCUUCCCUGUUGUCCACUCAAGUUGUGGCUGGGGGGGACACAGCCUGAACUGUCCCCAGUGCCCACUGUCUCUCAGCCCUGGGCCUGGCUGAGUCUGGCAAGGCCUGGGUUGUCCUUGGGACAAAGGUGCGUCCCUUCAGCUCUUCUCUGCAGAGCUUCGGGGCUUUCUGUAUUUAUGUAUUUGUAUGAAUGUAUAUAGAAACCAGAGCAUUCUUAAUACCCAACCUGGGCCUGGCGCCCUAGCCUCAGCUCCCUGGAGCAUCCAGCACUGGCCUGGGAGAGCCGAAAGCUGGCAGAGGAGCCACUGCCAAACUCAAGGCUCCUCAGACCCAGCUUGGGUGAGGUGGGCCAGAUCCCUGAGCCCCAACACUGUGCUCGCCACUGAAGACCUCUGAGUGAGAAUUGUGCCUGCCUUUGCUGCCCUGGGCCCAGCCACCCCAUUUUGGGGCUCACUGCUGCCCUUUCUCAAUGCUUAUCAGAGCUGGACUGAGGCCUUUGCUCCCCUAGGCCUGUGCCAAAGGAUGGCCAGUGAGAUUGGGCUGACCCUGGGACUCUAGUCCACUGCCCAGGCUGUCCCAGAUGUGUCUGCCUCCGCCUUCCGGCUCCCAGGGUGCCUCCUCCCUUAUGCUGGGCCCUGCCCUGAAGAUACUUCUUUCAGAAACGCCCCAGCCCAGGCCAUGUCUGUUGUCCCUGGCCGACCCUCAAACAUUCCGCCUUCCUUCAUAACAAUAGACACACAUGCCCAGCAA
Messenger RNA from Elephantulus edwardii (Cape elephant shrew), 2672 nucleotides. It is a transcript of the gene GRK6, whose product is annotated as G protein-coupled receptor kinase 6. Gene Ontology annotation, cellular component: cytoplasm; plasma membrane. NCBI's taxonomy places the organism in Eukaryota, Metazoa, Chordata, Mammalia, Macroscelidea, Macroscelididae. Gene Ontology annotation, biological process: regulation of signal transduction; signal transduction; protein phosphorylation. The transcript has 16 exons. Gene Ontology annotation, molecular function: ATP binding; G protein-coupled receptor kinase activity. Bases 100 to 1848 code for a protein of 582 amino acids. The record is from RefSeq and is a predicted model, not a curated record.